Molecule: messenger RNA, 3204 nt
Organism: Scomber japonicus (chub mackerel)
Lineage: Eukaryota; Metazoa; Chordata; Actinopteri; Scombriformes; Scombridae
Product: liver carboxylesterase 1
Exons: 7
Coding region: 47-1018 (323 amino acids)
Source: RefSeq, a predicted model, not a curated record
AGUCACCAUAUUUGGGCAGAGUUCAGGCGGUACGUCGGUGUGGACCAUGAUGAUGUCACCGCUGGCGAAGGGUCUCUUCCACGCGGCGGUGGACAUGAGCGGCUCGUACGUCUACAACGCGACGCUGGAACAAGCCGAGUCGGCCAACCUGGUGUUCCUGAAGAAGACGGGCUGCAGCGACGCGGCCUGCCUACGACGACUCAGCAUCUCACAGAUCCUGCAGUCGAUCCCGUGGCAGGAGUUCCCGUCCUGGGCAUCAGAUGAGAUGACCGAUCUGCCCACUAGAGGGAGCUUCGUCGGCCCGGUCGCCGUGGUCGACGGAUACGUCCUGGAAGCUCCUCCGUUCGAGGUGUGGGAGAAGAAAAGAGCCUACAACGACGUUCCCUUCGUUGUCGGGACGACGGAGCAGGAGGCCGACUUCUUCCCUCCAUUUGAAAACAUCAGCACGUGGACUUGGGGGGACUACCAGUGGUUUGUGAGAGAUAGACUAAAGUCCUUCAGCGAGAAUCUGACGGAAGCGGCGCUGAAGCUGUACCCGUCCUCCGACUAUUGCCCCACCAGAGACCGCUGCCCAGAGCGCUCGUACAUCACCAUGGUGUCCGACAUCAGGGUCACCUGUCCCAACAACGACCUGGCCUUGAGGGCCGCAGAGGCUCUCCACAGUCCCGUGUAUCGAUACCUGGUGAAUCACACGUUAUCCAAACCCAUCAAGCCGUCCGGCUGGCUGCCGUUCCCGAGCCUCUUCGCCUUCCACUGCUUGGACAGCUUCGCUUUCUUCGGAGGGCUGGAGGCGAUCCUCGGGGAGCCGCUCUCCGACAACGACAAGAGCUUCCAGGAUCUCAUCACACGCCACUUCGUCAACUUCGCCAAAACAGGUAAGAUGGCGGACGAGUGGCCAGAAUACCCAGCAGCCACUGCUCUCCUGUCCAGCCGUCUGAUCGCGGCCCAGAAUCACUCGUCUGAACGCUGCCAGCUGUGGAAGGACAACGGCCUGUACUCCUACGCCUGGAUAAACUGACCACUCACCAGCACCAGAGCUUAUCUGAACACUGAGACACUGCUUUGUGUCACAUAACCAGACCUGCGUCCUCGUCCAGCUCAGAGGUCUGGGAGUACAAAAAAUACAACAAAAAAAAACAAAAAACAAGAUAAUGUGACGUGUGAAGAAUCUUGGAGCCAUUUGAUUGGCUGUGAAUUUAAAAACCACAAAAUAACUGCAAGGUCUCCUCAGCUCGAACUCGUCUUUCCAUCAACUUUAAAGGGAUGAUUCACCCAAAUUACUAAAAAACAUUCUCACUUUCUCUCUUAUAAAAACUUUAAAGCUGCAACGAUUAGUCCAUUAAUUGAUUAGUAACAAACUUUGAGUCAUUAUCACCAUUUUGUGAUAUUUCAUGGACCAAAUAACCAAUUGAUUGAUGGAUAAAAUAAUCGACAGAUGUAUCGAUAAAGAAAAUAAUAAGUUAGUUGCAGCCUUAAGAAACUGAUCUCACCUUCCUCUCUAUCCAUGCAGAUCAUUUUGGUUUUAUUUCUACAGACCAGAGCUUAUCUGAACACUGAGACACUGCUUUGUGUCACAUAACCAGACCUGCGUCCUCGUCCAGCUCAGAGGUCUGGGGGGAAAAAUGCAACAAAAAAAACAAAAAACAAGAUAAUGUGACGUGUGAAGAGUCUUGGAGCCAUUUGAUUGGCUGUGAAUUUAAAAACCACAAAAUAACUGCAAGGUCUCCUCAGCUCGAUUUCGUUUUUUCAUCAACUUUAAAGGGAUGAUUCACCCAAAUUACUAAAAAAUAUUCUCACUUUCUCUCUUAUAAAAACUUUAAAGCUGCAACGAUUAGUCCAUUAAUUGAUUAGUAACAAACUUUGAGUCAUUUUCUAAGAACAAUGUCCAAAUUUUGUGAUUCCGAAUCAUUUUUCACCAUUUUGUGAUGUUUUAUGGACCAAAUAACCAAUUGAUUGAUGGAUAAAAUAAUCUACAGAUGUAUCGAUAAAGAAAAUAAUGAGUUAGUUGGGGCCUGUUCUCACCUUCCUCUCUAGCCAUGCAGAUCAUUUUGGUUUUAUUUCUACAGGUUUUCUAGAUUUCUGAAUCCGUCCAACACAGGUCUGAAAAAUGAAAGUGUCCCUCCAGAAACAAUAUUCUUGUUAUUCAAAGACCUCACUGAGGACAGUUUUAAUUCAAACUAAAGAAAUAGAAAGCCUUAACUAGCCACGUGCUUAAAUACAACUAAGAGGUAAGUCAAGAAAUGAUUUUUGGUUUGUAAUUUGGGUGAAUCUUCCCUUUAGCAGGCUGGAGGUUUGUCCACACAGAGCUAAAAGUAACUGAACAUCACACUGUUUGUUCAGAGUGAAGGAAACGUGAUCUAGACCAAAGAGAACGACUUUACUGGACUGUCGAGUUAAUGGGAUUUCAAGAUUUGUUAAAGUCUUCCACGAGUCGAGAUUUUUUACAAAGCAAUUUAACUUUUUUUGUGGAAAACAUAUCCUACACAUUAUUUGUCAAAGCAGAGUAUCUUACUGUGUGUUCACCAUGUCUGGAGCGGAUCUUUAAGGAUUUUUGAAGGGAAUGAAAGUUUAGAUUAUAAAAAGGUUAGUGGAAAGUGUAAAGUGUCCUUUAGUGGAGGGAAACUACCGUCCAAAAUAUUUAAAAUACACAGGAAAUUUGGUUUCCCUUGGCUGGAAAAUGACAUUCAGAGUUCUCCAAACAGCUUAAUAAGCAAAAACAACCAAAUAUGUUGUAGCUCAAACACAAAAGUAAAAUAUUCUACAUGAAAGACUCCCAAACUGUGUUAGUGUGAGGAGCGCUUUCUGUUUAAACCUACAGUACCUGUUGCCAGCUUAUCUCCACAAUAUCAUCUUGGCCUCAUUUUUUGGCCGUUAGUGUAUAAUGUUCAUGAAAAGCAGCUUUAAUUUGGAGUAUGCACCAUGGAGCACAAUACAAAAUUCAGAUAAUAAAUGUUCAGAUAAAACUGGCCACAGCAUUAGCUUAUUCAAUGUUUUACUUAGGUGGUCAAUUGAUUCAUGAAAAUCCAGUAAUCCAGGGACUGUUGGGUGUCAGAUAGAAGACUGUAAGAGUCAGAUCCAGCUGAUUACUGGAGACUCCUUGGCUGGAAAAUGACAUUCAGAGUCCCCCAAACAGCUUAAUAAGCAAAAAAACACAAAUACGUUGUAGCUCAGACACAAACUUUGAGUUAAAAAGUAAGACUCCCA